Rhipicephalus microplus (southern cattle tick) is the source of this 1725-nucleotide messenger RNA. It is a transcript of the gene BckdhB, whose product is annotated as Branched chain keto acid dehydrogenase E1 subunit beta. NCBI's taxonomy places the organism in Eukaryota, Metazoa, Arthropoda, Arachnida, Ixodida, Ixodidae. Gene Ontology annotation, cellular component: oxoglutarate dehydrogenase complex. Gene Ontology annotation, biological process: response to nutrient; branched-chain amino acid catabolic process. The record is from RefSeq and is a predicted model, not a curated record.
UAACGGUAUGCCCGCACUUGCUGGGGUGCGGAUGGGCGCUCAUAUGGUGUGAUCGCGGUGGGCAAGGAAGUGGCCGUAUUUACCAUACGUUAGGCAAGUACACCAUGAGCCUGAUAACUUUCAGAUUUACGGUGCGGGCACUUCUGAAGAAAAAGGUUUCUCCACGAAAACUGCGAUGGGAACAAGUGGCGUCCAGCUGCGAGGUGCAAAAGCGGUCGGCGGGCCACUUCACGUUUGUACCUGACACACCGUCCUCGUCAGAUGGCGAAACGGCACGGUUGAACCUCUACCAAGCCAUCACUAACGCCUUGGACCUAACGUUGUCCAGUGAUCCGACUGCCGUGGUCUUUGGGGAAGACGUGGCAUUUGGUGGUGUAUUUCGAUGCACGGUCGGCCUACAAGACAAGUAUGGUAAACACCGCGUGUUCAACACGCCGCUGUGUGAACAAGGCAUCGCAGGUUUCGGUAUUGGGAUGGCUGUCGCCGGCGCCACAGCUGUCGCCGAGAUGCAGUUCGCGGACUAUAUCUACCCCGCCUUCGAUCAGCUCGUCAACGAGGCGGCCAAGUACCGCUAUCGGUCUGGAGGUCUCUUCAACUGCGGCGGCCUGACGGUGCGAGCACCAUGCGGUGCAGUCGGCCACGGCGCCUUGUAUCACUCACAGAGCCCCGAGGCAUUCUUCGCCCAUGUGCCGGGGCUGAGGAUUGUUAUGCCGCGUGGUCCUAUCCAGGCCAAGGGUCUUCUGAGGGCUUGUGUCCAGAACCAAGACCCUUGCAUCUUUUUCGAGCCCAAAAUCCUGUACCGUUUGGCUGUGGAGCAAGUUCCCGUGAAGGACUACUCCCUCCCACUUGACAAGGCGCAAGUCUUACAAGAAGGCGAUGACAUUACCCUCCUUGGCUGGGGCACACAGGUGCACGUGCUGCGGGAAGUGGCUCAGAUGGUUCAAGACAAGCUGAAUGCGUCCUGUGAGCUCAUCGACCUUUGCACACUGAUGCCAUGGGACAAGGAAACUGUGGCCAACUCUGUGCGGAAGACUGGGAGGCUUCUGGUUGCCCACGAGGCACCUCUUACAGGAGGACUCGGAGCUGAGAUUGCUGCCUCAAUCCAGGAGGAGUGCUUCCUGAGCCUUGAAGCUCCAGUACAGAGGGUAACUGGGUUCGACACUCCAUUCCCACAUAUCUUCGAGCCGUUCUACCUGCCAGACAAGUGGCGAUGCUUUGAUGCCAUCAAGAAAAUGAUGAACUAUUAAUUUCUAGCAAGUGAAAACUGUAAAUUCAGCGAAUACCAGCAUCGAGACAGCUGUGUUGGUGCAAGACAAGUUCAGAAAAAUAAAGAGGCUAUGGUAUAGGUUCGAAUAAUGUUGAACAAUAAACAGUCAUUAUGGGCCCAAGGUAAAACAGCAUGCUAACUUAGAAAUAAUAAUUGCAGUCAGUGUUGUAAUGCUGUUCAGGAGUCAAGUGUAUUUUAUAGUUAAGCCGAUUGCAAUGUCUGAUGCAUAUUUUUUUUGUCAAGAUCCUACAUUUGUACUGUUGAGAUAUUAACGGAUUCAAACUUCGAUUCUGCUUGAAAAUUCUGAUGAGGAUUCAACAAAAUAUAUUAAAUCACAGAUCCUAUCACUUGCACAACACUUCUGAAUUUUCAGUGCCACAAUAUAUUUUGAGCCAAAUGACAGGUCAUAAAAUAUUAAUAAAGACCAAAAAUUUUCUGGUUUGUGUACUUUUCUGCAA